AAAUUUGUUCCGUGAAAAACUAAUAUAAGUUAGUUCAAUAAUUAUGGACACUAUGGUCUUCUGUCCUCACUACUGAAUUCUUAACAAAUGAUUUUCUUCAGAAUGUUUAUGAACACAUCUAUGAUAUAGAUAGUUUUAUAAAACAACUACCAACUAAUUGAGAGCUUAACCUUGUUUAACUGUCCUAUCGUGGGUCUUCUCACCUUGACUGAGACAUAAGAAAUCUUGAAUUUAUGGAGGUCAGGAGAAGGAAUGUGAAAACCUCCAACCAAGGUCCGAGACCUAGUGUCUCACAAAUAGUAAAUGAGUUAGAUGUGUUCCCAAAACUUCCACGAGAAUGCAAAAAAUCGACAUGGAGUGGUGGUUUAGUUACUAUUCUAACAUUUGGUUGCAUAUCUUGGUUGCUUAUAAUGGAAUUUCGAAGUUAUCUUGAUCCACCCGUUAAUUAUUCUUACGAAUUAGAUAAAUCCACUACUGGGUAAGAGUUUUCUUUUCCAGAUCGUGCUUUAGAAAAGUGAAGGUCAAUAUUGACAUUGUUGUUGCCUCACCAUGUCACGGUAAGUUUCCCACAUCUAUAUGACAUCGUAGCUGUUUCAAUGGAUGUUGUGGAUACUUCUGGGUCUUCUUUGUCUGAUGAAGAGAAUAUUCAGUACUUACCAACAUCUUUCGAACUUAGCCCAUCAGCCCGAGCAGCAUUCAAAUAUCGACAAUAUAUUGCUGAAACCCUCCGUGCAAAACACCAUACUAUACAGCAUUGGUUGUGGAAAUAUACCUCUGGGACAAAUGUUUUCACAAACUUUGAAGUCCCUGUGGCUGAUGAAAAGGUUUUCAAUGACCGAAAUUCUGAUGCUUGUCGAAUCGUUGGUACUUUGUUCGUUAAAAAGGUUGGAGGAAACAUACAUAUACUAUUUGGGAAACCUCUGAACGGAUUCGGUAAUUUUCAUCUACACGUUGUACCGUUUUCAGGCCAAUCGCUUCAGAAUUUCAGUCAUCGAAUAAAUCAUUUUUCUUUUGGUGAUCUAGUUAAUGGACAAAUACAUCCGUUAGAAGCUGUUGAAUCCGUUACUGAUAUUGCCUUUACAUCAUUUCAAUAUUUUGUCACAAUGGUCCCUACCAAAGUGGUUAAUCAUUUUCAUAUUACGGAAACUUAUCAAUAUGCAGCAACUUUACAGAAUAGAACAAUUGAUCAUAAUGCAGGAAGUCAUGGAAUACCUGGAAUAUUUUUUGUUUAUGAUAUAUUUCCAUUAGUUGUAAAAAUAACAUAUGAUCGUGAAUUAUUAGGUACAUUUAUUACUCGACUUGCUGUAUUAGCUGGUGGAAUAUUUGCAACAAUUACUUAUUUACGUGAAAUAUUAUCAAAUCUACCUGAUUUUUUACUUAGAACACGUUUAGGUCGUCAAUGGAAUAAUAAUUGGAUACGUCAAAAACAAAGUAUUUGUACUAAAUUAUCUGAAUAUCUUCCAAAUAGUUUAGAUAAAACUGUCUUUUUAACUACACCAUUAGAGAAUGUAUUAAAUCCGGACUCAGAUACUUGAUUUGUACAAUUUAGUCUUAAAUUCAAUAAAUUAUUCUAUUGUAGUCAUUGGUAUUAUUACUUUUCAUCAACUCUAUUUCUUUUUUCCUGUAUCUAAUGUUACUUUUUUGUAAGAGUUGUUAUUUAUCGGUACAAUAUUUAUGUAUGUAUGUGUGUGUGUGUGUAUAUAUAUAUAUAUAUAAAUGAGUAUGUUUUGUUUUAUUCUUGUACUGCUGAAUUACUUUUUUGUGUACAGUUUAUUGUUUAUUUUCUGUUUAUUAAUGCAUCUCAACUUGACCUUUAAUAUUCAAUUUAUUCACAUAAUUCAUUUCAAUUCCUUUAAUGAAACUUUGUAUGUUUCUAGAAGAUUUAUUUUUAAUAAAAUAAUAAGUACUACUACUACUA
This is a messenger RNA of Schistosoma rodhaini, 1918 nucleotides long. Lineage: Eukaryota; Metazoa; Platyhelminthes; Trematoda; Strigeidida; Schistosomatidae. The record is from the annotation of a GenBank genome assembly.